UCUUGGACCUCUGUAAUAGUUGGUUGUAUUUCUGCUUCCUUAGCUGGAAUAUUCAAUAACUCAGAUUUAUAUCCCUGUCUGUGGAAAGAGAGUUCUGAAACGUCCAAUAUCUCAGAUGCAUAUCCCCCUCUGUGGAAAGAGAGUCCUGGUGAGUUCAGUGACUACAAGGUAGAAAAUGGAAAGUAUGUUAUUAAUGUCUGGCAUUACCUUGAGAGAAUGGGGACAUAUAAAAUCCUAUUGAACAAGACAGCCAAGUAUUUUGAAAAAUUUGCACCCGAAAAUGAACAAAAUAUUUUAUGGGGAUUGCCUGUACAUCAUGGAUGGCAAUAUUAUACAGGCAGGUUAGCUGAUCCCACCCAAAGGACUGGCUGCGGCCAUGAAUCUGGGGAUCAUCUGUGCAUCUCUGUGGACAGUUGGUGGGCCGACUUUAAUUAUUAUCUCUCUGCAAUGCCCUUCCUUGCUGCGAUUGAUUCCGGCAUAAUGGGGAUAUCAUCAGACAAUGUCACUUUUUUGCCACCAUCCAAGGAUCAGAUGAGUUUUUGUUAUAAUGUUUCUAGCUGUCAUUCAUCCUUUCCAGAAGCAAUGAAAAAGUGGAAUGAAUUUUAUCAGCAUGUAAAGUCAUGUUCUGAUAACCUUGAUGACCUGUUGAAGUACUUAUGGGCUGCACAUGUCUCGUCUUUGAAAAUUGCUCAUAAAAGUUUUCAUGAUAGGUUAAAAUAUUAUUCUAAACAAGAAGCGGAUUUUGAAAGAAGCUGGGCUUUGUUCGUGGAUUAUUUAGCUCCACCACGCUUUCCUACAACUUUAACUAGAAUGUAUGAAUUCCAGAAGGGCCUGCCGACACGGAUGCUUGCUAGUGGGGAUAUAGCCCCUUUCAUCAAGGACUUUACUGGCUUUCAGAACACAGUCCUGCUUGCUCUAAAUUUUAUCCGCAAAGUGCAUGAAUAUACAGGAACAUUGUCUUUUACUGUAUGGAAAACUUUAAUGAAGGUAAAAGUUGCAAGGAAACUGUUUCUAGAGAUUUUGGAAUUCAUCCUUCACUUUUUUAAUUAACUGCUUCUCAAAAUUUAUCCAUAAUGAUAAUUUCUCAAGGAACAGUAUUCUCAAAGAUUAGUCUUUGCAUGUUUGCUUAAUUUUGUCACUGUCUGUGCCCAUAUUUUAAAAUUUGAUUUAAUGUUGCUGUUAAUUUACUUAAUUAAUAAUUAUGGAAUUAACAUUAAUAAUAAUUAAAGUUUAACUUCCCAAUGUAGAUUGGGUUAAAUAACUGACAAAUGCUGUUAAAUUAAUAAAGGUCA
Molecule: messenger RNA, 1292 nt
Organism: Equus caballus (horse)
Lineage: Eukaryota; Metazoa; Chordata; Mammalia; Perissodactyla; Equidae
Source: RefSeq, a predicted model, not a curated record